Molecule: messenger RNA, 1442 nt
Organism: Pseudo-nitzschia multistriata
Lineage: Eukaryota; Bacillariophyta; Bacillariophyceae; Bacillariales; Bacillariaceae
Source: the annotation of a GenBank genome assembly
CAGCCAGCUGAAAAGGUUUGCGUUUACGAUGUAUCGACGAAAUCCAUGGAAAAGAUGAAAUCUGUAUACCCCGAUAUUCAAACAUCAGAAUCCAUCGGUGAGGCAGUACACGAUGCGGAGUGUAUAGUUCUGGCAGUCAAGCCACAAAACAUCAACGUUUCCUUUUGGAACCAGUUUCCCUCCUUGGAAUCCGACAGCGACAAAGGUGGUUCGGGUUUUCGUGUGCGGAAGGAUGCAACUCUUCUCAGCAUUUUGGCGGGAACACCGGUCAAAGACUUUGCACCCUCGGGAAUAUCGAAGAUCGUGAGAGGGUGGGUUAUUGAAAACGCGGCGACUAUACCUUGCUCACUCGUUCUUGGUUAUUAUCAUUCCAUGUUUGCAUGCCUUAACAUUGUCGUUCUGUCCUACGAUUUUACUCGUGUAGCAUGCCAAAUACGCCUUCAAUGAUCGGAGAGGGCAUGACUGUGUGGUGUUGUACUCCAAGUUUAACCAGUUGCGAUCGACAAUCAGUUUCCAAACUACUGAAUACAUUUGGCAAGGCGAUAUAUGUCGACGAUGAAAAAUUUGUCGACAUGUCAACAUCGAUCAGUGGAAGCGGUCCGGCUUGUAAGUAUUCCGAUCUAUUGAACAAAAUAACACAAGGAAAAGUUGGUAAAACAGUUUGAAAAACAGAAGUCAGUUAUUGAUUCUUUGUGAUAUAUUCUUACAGAUAGUUCGCUUAUCUAUUUUUCAACGUUUUGUUGUAGAUAUCUUCAUGCUCAUGGAGGCAAUGAUUGAUUCGGGCGUGCAUAUGGGAUUCUCCAGAGAAACUGCAACAACGCUGGUACAUCAUACUUUACUGGGUACGUCAAAGAAAUUGUUACUUGAAUUUAGAUGAAAAGCUUCGAUGUUUCGUGGCAAAAUAAUUAUAUGAACGACAAAAUCGACGACCCAGGGAGAAUGUGUUUGUUUUCUUUCACGAAAAUCUUCCGUCUCAAUGCACAUUUUUUGGUACUACUCGCCCUCAGGAUCGACCCUUUACGCUAUGGAAACAGGUGAACAUCCUGCAAUUCUCCGAAAUUCAGUUACAUCGCCUGCAGGAACGACUGCCUCAGCCAUAUAUGAGCUUGAAAAGGGAGGGCUAAGGCCACUGGUGAACGAUGCCAUUUGGGCUUGCUAUCGACGGUCACUAGAAAUGGGAGGGCACAAUUCAUCAGUAGGACCACGCAUGAUUUACAACAUGGGAGAGAAACCGGCUACAACAUUAACAACUCAUGAAAUUCAUUACAUGGAUAGCGACAUUCAUACUGCCAACGUCCCCAGUGGCGAAAUGGUGGAUCUGGUAGAUAGCAAAGAAAAUGGUAUCGGUGGCAAACGAGGGAAUAAUACCUGAGUUGCACUGCACGUCGACCAUUUGUACAAAAGCCUACGUCCUUUUCAACAAAUAGAAUUAUUGUUCAUCU